Molecule: messenger RNA, 4020 nt
Organism: Anopheles moucheti
Lineage: Eukaryota; Metazoa; Arthropoda; Insecta; Diptera; Culicidae
Exons: 2
Coding region: 475-1287 (270 amino acids)
Source: RefSeq, a predicted model, not a curated record
UCAAGAGAAGUGCAAAACUUAUCCUUUAUCGUUUAGUUCUUUCGCCGACUGUGUUACGGUGCGAUACAACGAAAUAGUGCAUGCGUGAGUAGUUGUGCCUAUGUACGCGAGGUGUGAGUGUGUGUAGAAGCAAAAAGUAAAAUUAUGACAGCUACUGCAGGGGGCAUCAGUAUCACCAUCCUGCUGCAUUCGAAUUGCUAGGUUUCUUGGCACGGAUCAGGAUUCAGAGAUGCCAAUCGUGAAGUGAGAAGAAAAAACCCUCUAAAACGUCGCAUUUCACUGCAUUAGCACAGAGUUUUCCUAGAGUGGAACAACGAACAGUGUGGAAAGAAACUGGUCACCGCCGAAAGGGUUUCAAACACAUCAGACAUUGCCGUCUGCGCUAUAGUAAAAGCAGUACAGCAGCACGGAAGAAAGUGUCAAAUAAUAUCGCCCAGGGGGUGACCGUUUUGGGUGAAGAACGCCAGCAAAAACAUGAGCGAUAAUACGGCAGCACGGAAUUUAAGCACCUCGAGCGGAGGUGGAACAGCAAGCGGUGGAGGUGGAAGUCAUCUGACGCCGGGUGGAGCGGCUGGCGGUGGACUUGCCGGCGGGCUACAGCACGAGGGCAGCACAGAAGACAUUGAGCGGCAGCUGGAGGCACUCGAUCAGGAAAGCGAUUCGGAUUCGGAAUCGUUGGAGGAGCUGGAAGCGUGCGAAAACAUUGAAGUUGUGAAUCCGGACCAAACGGCACCGGCACUGGACGUUACGAUACGUUACACGAUCUGCCUGUUCUGUAAGAAACCGUUCCAGCUAAAGAAGGAACUGAAGAAGCAUCUGUUCGAGCACAUGAAGAACCUGAAACCGAUGAAGGAGAAAAAGAUUGUGGAGAAAAAGUUCAAAUGUCACAAAUGCUUCAAAACGUACACGGAGAAGGCACGGGCCGAGAAGCACAUGACUAAGUGCAAGAAGGUGUCGAAGCUGCUGCUGGACAUGAGCAAUGCUGGUGACGGUCGGAUAAUGGGUGGCAGCGAGUAUGAUGCGGCCGUCGCGGAGAGGAGUAACAAGAGUAGCAUGAAGAGUGGUGGCAAAUUUCGCGAGCCUACCUCACCGCGAUCGCUCGUGUUCGAUCCGGAUGCAGCGGCGGACAGCGACGAACGCUGGUCGUCGUCGGCCGACGAGCGAAGGGAACGGAACCAGGUGGUACACUUCGACGAACGAACCACCAAAGGAGGUGGUGGUCCGGGAAGUUCGGAUGAAUCACCUACCUCGCCCGGUACCGGUGGACACUUUCAGAAGUGUUCGUAGAGUUCGACACCGGCGGAGUGCUACGAUAGCGUAGUACGGCGGUGAAGAUGAUCCGGUGCAUUCUGCAACAGUCGCACAGCAUAAUGGCGGUACCUCGACGGAAGGAAUUCGUUCAACCGACAAGUAACGUCUGUCAGCCUGUGUAUAUCAUCGAGUUCCUUAGUUAUUUCUGUUUUUGGUUUUUCUUCUCGCAUACGUACAUGGCGCCUAAACGUGAACGAAACACCGAACGGUGCUCGGGGAUUCAACCGCAUGUUUUAAUCUGCUCAUCAUAUUAGCAUCGCACUGACCUUCGUGGGUGGGACGAUUGACACAAUUCAAUCGCUAGUAGCAGCUAGUGUGCUAGUGAACGCGUUUACAGUGCUAAAGAUUGCUGCGCAACAUAACGAUAACAUGCGAAAAUUUCACGCAACUGAAUGAUUUGGAUAGUGCAUUCGAACGUCAUCACGUUAGUUAAAUAGGCAUGGUUUUGUUGUUCGAUUUAAGCAAGAACAACCUAACGAACCGAUUUUUCCCUCUAAUUACUGUAUUACUUUACUUCCCCGUAUAGCCCGAAAAACAAUGCCAAACUAGCACAACGUAGUGCGUCGAGUUGCGCGCUUACAUUCUAUGGUUAAUCGGGUACGAGUGAUGGUAAAACACUUAUCUAUUAUUACACGCUAUAACUUAUUUCACAUACUAAAUUACACAAUAUACGCUCCUUUGCAAGAAACAAUCGCGCAUAAACUCGCGAAUGAAAAAAAAACAAACAAAACAACCAUACACACAUACGAAAUGUAAUGUUAGUAUAUUACUAUAAUCAUUAUUUAAAAGUUAUGCAUUGUGAUACUUGCCACAUACAUUUAAUUAAAUUCCCUUUACCCAAUAUCUUAAAUAACGUACCAUUUUCUUUGUAUAUAAGUAUAGUUUAUAUCAUAAUAUGCUUGUGCUAAUGUGUAUAUGUACGGCGUACGUACCCAGUGCGAUCAUUUUUAUCUCUUGGCCAAUGUGUGAACGGUGUGUAUACAAAAUGUCCACAGUGGAUGAUUCAAUGUUUAUUUGUUGCUUCAGUUUAUUUAAACUGUUCCUACCUUUUUGUGUAUAAUGCAGUAAAAUCCCGUAUUAGUGUGCUCAUGACCUAACUAACUAUAUACUGUGACUAAUUGGUUAAAUUGAGUCACGGAUAAGUUUCCGCUUUUGACAGAGUGCCGAUUACAUGAUCGACAGUUGAUGAACUUGAACUGAACUGAUGUGAGUCGUAGAUUCAUUUCGCUAAGAUCUGGACAGAACAAUGAGCUUUAGUUUAUCCUUUUUUACACACUAUAACCGCAUGUUUUGCCACUCGCGUCAUUAUCCAAUUUUUCUUCUUCCUUUCUUACUCGCUUCUCAUUCGGAAAAUAGUCCGUAUUCAAUGUUUUGGACAGUUUUUAAUUGUCUAAUAAAAUUAUGAUAGCUGUACGACAGUGGUGUUAAAAUAAGGGGAAACGAUCCACUCUAUGUAUUGCCGUGUAUUCGUCAAUAGGAAAUGGCAAUUAAUUAGAAGUCCUGUUGGUACUAGUCGAAGAACGUGCAUGGUAUUAAGAUUGAAUUGAUCGUUAGCGUUUAGAAGAUAAGGAAUUGGGAUAGGACAUUCAACCGAUGGAAGAAUACAUGAAAUGGAAAAGAACGGAUCUUCACCGAUUUCGUGUGUAUGGGUUGUACAAAAGCAAAGGUGCUGCUACGUGCGAACGUUCCAGGGUGGAAAGACCGCUUCAUACAAUCAUGAGAGAGUACCUCGACGGAGGUACCAUCCCCGAACUCCCCGGACAAUUUGAGCGAUCCUUCCACUUUUGCAGUAAUGUGUAACACAGGAAAGGGAAACACUCAAUCAAACAAAACGUUCGAAUAUGCUCCACGCUCCAGAGACACGAAUAAUGACUAAACAAUAAUAAUUAUAACAAAUAUACUGUUGAAUAUAUCCACCUUUAUACUUCCCUUAUUGCUCUCCCGUACUUCAGUAUAUGCAAUAUCACGCUGUGUGGAAAUAUCACCUGGAAAGGAUAUACAUUGGGGUGAUGUGCGAAGCGGUUACUAUCAAAAUAAACACAAAAGACUUAUUGUUGGUAGCGAGAAAUACUAUGAGCGUAUUUAUAAAACCAAGCUAAAUUUCAUUAGGAGGCUGGAGCGGUUUUAGAAUUUACAAUCAUGGCGCGUGCGAUGAAUGUGAAAUUUUGGAAUGUAUGCCAAAAGAUUAGUUCGUUCAAAAGAAGCGUAAACGAUAGGAACAGUAAGAAUAAAUCUUUGGUACGUGACACGGCGAAUGUUCUUCUAGCGGGAACACAUCAAAUCACAGCUGUGUGUAUCUAUCUGUCUGUCUAUCUGCCUAUACGUGUGCAUAUUAAUGAAUGUCUAAAUUGUUGCAUCAGAUGCGAAACUCUCAAAUUAGCAUGGCUGUAUUUUUGGCAGGCGAUAAUUAGAUUAGCCACUACCGAAGGCAUGUUCAACCCGUUGGCUGUAACACGACCUAAAAUACGAAUCAAAUUUUAUAAUUAAUACACACUCUCGGUAGGGUUAAUUUUUUAACGUAUUUUUCCAAUAGUUAUUCAAACAAACAUACAAAAAUACACGAAAGCUCCUCUAAAUAAUGGGCAGUUCCUUAGCGGCGAACCCGAAGGGCCAAAGAAGACAGAACCUGCUUCACGCAAGACGUAGAUCAAUUUAUUUUGCCAGCAUUCGUUUAAAUCGUCUGAAAAAGUAUUUUUUGUAAAUGAAUUC